AUGGAGAUGACCAGGGCCCAGGGCAAUGGGGAACUACCGUCUAGUGCAGAGAGUGUUUGUAUGGAUGAUGAAAAAGCCUGGAGGGCAGACGGGGGUGACGAUUCCAAGAACAACGUGAAUGUACCUCAUGCGGCUGAUUUAUACACUCGACCCGGAGGCACACUCGGAGAGGUCGGGGCGCGCGCCGGCCGGGCGUCGCCGGGGGCCGUGCGGGCGGCGCGGCCCGCUGGGAGGAGGGGGGGGGGGGGGACGGGCGCACGGCCCGCGAGGCCACGACGCCGAGGCCUGUGCAGGGACGACGGCGCGGCCCCCGUAGACGGCGGCGCGGUGGACGCGGGAUCCCGGCGCUGUCGGGCCGCGCGGCCGCGCCCGGCCCGGCCUGGGGGUAAAAGCCCAGCUCCCCCCCGGGCCGCCCCUGCCCCGCCGGGAGCCCGGCCGCCGCCGCCGCCGCCGCCGCCGCCCGGCGCACAACAAAGCGGCGCAGCCCCGCCGGCCGGGCGCUCGCUCCCAACUUGCCCGGCCCCGCGGACGCCGGACGGCCCGCGACGACGCGCCGCCAGCGGAGGCGGCUCCGGGCCCGAGCCGGGCGGGGGCCGUGGCGGGGGAGUGGGGGGGGGGGGCAGGGCUCAGGGCUUCGCUCGGGACAAACUUCCUCGGCCGCCCCGCUCCCCGCCCCUCGGCCCGGCCGCCCCGCCGAGUCGGGCGCCCCUCCCGGAGCCGCGGCCCGCGGCGGCCCGAGGGCGGGCGCGGGGAGCCCCAGGGCCCCGCCGGCCCGCGGAAACUUCCAGCCGCCCCGCCGCGGCCCCUGGCCGCACGCCCCCCGCCCCUGCCCCUUCACCUCCUGGGGCGCGGUCUACACCCUCCGGGGCGUCCUCGCCCGCGGCUCCGGGGCCUCGCGCGCCGGGGGACCGGGCGCCGGUGGCUGGAGCUGCUGUUGGCCCCGCGGGGACGGGGGAGCCCCGGGCGGCGGCGACGCGGGCGGCGGCUGCUCCAUCUUCCCGGGGCGCUCACGCCGAGGUUCCAGCGCGCAGACCCAAGUGGGACAUUCGCUACAUUGUUGGCAUUCCACGGGCGUCACGUGACCCCGCCUCCCGCGUCACUCUCGGCCGCAUACCAGCCCGGGCGGGGCGCCUGCGGCCCUGGCUGCUCGGCGGCCGGCCCGCCCCGCUCCGCCCCGCCGCCGCUUCCUGCCUCCCGGUCGCGGCCGCCCCAGCCCGCCGCCACCUGCCCGCGGCCUCCCCGCCGGCGCUCGCGGACCUUUCUGCCGCUCUGUCACCCGCCCCCGGCUCCAGUACUGCCCCUUCGACCGCGCUGGUAUGAAAGUUGGUAACUCCGUCCUUAAAGCCGCCGUUAGGCAUCUCAGACCAGCCUUGGUGGAGAAAGUAAGUUAACAGGCCUGAAGGAGCCACCGAGUUACCAAACAGACGCCAGCUGCUGAGAGUAAGGGCAGAAGAGGACAGACGGCCGUUUGUCCGUGGCAUCAAGUACUAAAGAAGGACGUCCGGAUGUGUAUCCAAAUGUAAUCAGUUUGAGUUCAGUGCAGCCCCACGGCCGUGGCUAUUUUGUCUGCGGGAAGUGUCUCGCGAUGCGCGUGUUUCAAGACUAUGUGGAUGGUCUCGUAGACCAGCAAGUGACUUUUGCAAUCCAGCCCCUCGACUGUCUUUCCAUUUGUGAGCUCUGGAUGCGGUACAGGGCAUAUGCAGGGAUUGUGCGGAGACGUGAGCUCGUGCUUCCUGCCACGCACAGACUGCGGCAGGUGAUGGUAGGGACCAGCAUCGUUGUAAAAGCAAAUCCAGUUUCCUUUUUCAUUAACAAACUCUUGUGAAGUUUUUAAAUUUUAAUUUGAAAAGAAACGGUAACGAAGGUCGUCGUGUCCGGACGUUUUUCACGACCUUACCAGUCCCCGGUCUGUCCUGCUGUGCUCUCGCCUCUCUCCCUGCCACCUAGGCUUCCAGCCCUGCCUCUGCCUUAGCUCUUCCAGGGGAUCUUCCCACACAGCCCUCCUGUUUUCUGUCCGCUUUGAGCUCUGACAUGGAGACUGCAAGAAGAUGCACCCAAUUCAGGACAGCUGUUGCCUACGUGGAAGGAGGGAAACCAGACUGAGGAGGGAAGAAUGAGGACUUGAACUUUACCUCCAGUGUGUUACUUCUUGUAUUUAAAAAAGCAAUGCAAAACUGUCAAAACCUUAAAAUUUGUUGAUUCCGGGCAAGUAGGUUCAA
This is a messenger RNA of Felis catus (domestic cat), 2219 nucleotides long. Its product is annotated as basic proline-rich protein-like. Bases 1 to 1320 code for a protein of 439 amino acids. The record is from RefSeq and is a predicted model, not a curated record. The transcript has 3 exons. NCBI's taxonomy places the organism in Eukaryota, Metazoa, Chordata, Mammalia, Carnivora, Felidae.